Pelodiscus sinensis (Chinese soft-shelled turtle) is the source of this 3763-nucleotide messenger RNA. RefSeq names its product blue-sensitive opsin. Gene Ontology annotation, molecular function: G protein-coupled receptor activity. The record is from RefSeq and is a predicted model, not a curated record. Gene Ontology annotation, biological process: phototransduction; visual perception; G protein-coupled receptor signaling pathway. NCBI's taxonomy places the organism in Eukaryota, Metazoa, Chordata, Testudines, Trionychidae. Gene Ontology annotation, cellular component: membrane.
AUUAAUUUGUUUUUAAAAAAAAGAAAAUUAAAUAAUAAAGAGCAGCUGCUAAAAUAACAGAAGGAUGAACGGGACAGAAGGAAUCAAUUUUUAUGUGCCGCUCUCCAACAAAACAGGGCUGGUGCGGAGUCCCUUUGAGUACCCACAGUAUUACCUAGCUGAACCCUGGAAGUACCGAAUCGUGUGCUGCUACAUCUUCUUCCUCAUCUUCACCGGGCUCCCCAUCAACCUCCUGACGCUCCUUGUCACUUUUAAGCAUAAGAAGCUGCGGCAGCCGCUCAACUACAUCCUGGUCAACCUGGCGGUGGCUGAUCUCUUUAUGGCUUGCUUUGGCUUCACCGUCACCUUCUACACGGCCUGGAACGGCUACUUUAUCUUCGGGCCCACGGGCUGUGCUGUGGAAGGCUUCUUUGCCACGCUGGGAGGUCAGGUUGCCUUGUGGUCGCUGGUCGUCCUGGCGAUAGAGCGUUAUAUCGUGGUUUGUAAGCCCAUGGGCAACUUCCGCUUCUCUGCCACCCAUGCCUUGAUGGGCAUCAGUUUUACCUGGGUCAUGGCCUUUUCCUGUGCUGCUCCACCCCUGUUUGGCUGGUCCAGAUACAUUCCCGAGGGCAUGCAGUGCUCCUGCGGUCCUGACUAUUACACCCUCAACCCCGACUACCACAACGAAUCCUACGUGGUCUACAUGUUCAUGGGCCACUUCGUCAUCCCGGUGGUGAUCAUCUUCUUCUCCUACGGGCAGCUCAUCUGCAAAGUCCGAGAGGCCGCGGCCCAGCAGCAGGAGUCGGCGAGCACCCAGAAGGCGGAGAGGGAGGUGACCCGCAUGGUGAUCCUAAUGGUUCUGGGCUUCCUCUUGGCCUGGACGCCCUACGCCGUGGUGGCGUUCUGGAUCUUCACCAACAAGGGGGCGGACUUCUCCGCUACUCUCAUGUCAGUGCCUGCCUUCUUCUCCAAGAGCUCCUCUCUCUACAACCCCAUCAUCUACGUCCUCAUGAACAAGCAGUUCCGUAACUGCAUGAUCACCACCAUCUGCUGUGGCAAGAACCCCUUUGGGGAUGACGACGUCUCCUCGACCGUAUCCCAGAGCAAGACCGAGGUAUCCUCCGUCUCCUCCAGUCAAGUGUCACCAGCAUAGACCACGAACAGUUGGAACUUGGGGGACCUGCCAUGCUCCGGGAUCAAGUAGAAACGGACCCACCCACGUACCCUCUGGUCUCGUCUCAUGCGAUUACUCCCUAGUACACCAUCAUCACAUUUCACACCUGCUCAGGUGUGCACAGGAGAGCCCUCCCCUGUGAAAAUAGUGGGGUCAGUACCGAAGGUGGCCCCUCCUUGCAAAUAGCUGUGCACACUUGUGCAUAUGCAGGCUCACUGGUGCAUAUGCAGACCGCUUGUGCAGGCAGCUGCCCGUGCAAAUAUCAAAUCACGAAUUUGGAGCCCUCACACACAAACCCUUGCAUGCCCUGCUGCACACACUCGUGCAAAGACAAUACCAACUUGUGCAGACACCUUGGCGCUCACUUGUUCACCACCUCCUGCCCCCUUGUGCACAUAGAUUUAAGGAAAUAAAGUGCGAUUUAGGUGGCAGGGGCUGAAGAGUUUUGGUAAGAGAGUGAACCCAAAAGCUACCCCCUUGAGCCAUACUGCCCAUGGGUCACACAUGGGGUGACCGAGUCCCAGUGGUAACAUACAACAGAGGGGAAGUUGUCCAGCACCUAGUGCUUGAUGGGUGCUUUUAGAACCAGAACAAACCACCAGCAGCAUUACUCUUAGCUCGGCUUCAAUGCUGCUGUUGCUCCAGUUCUAAAAUAAUGCCCCAUUGGCUGAGGCAUCACUAUGCCCAUUGCAGAGAUGGCAAGGUGAAGUGAUGUGAUCAAGGCCACAGAAGGGGUCAGUGGCAGAGCUGGGAUUAAAGUCAGGAGAUCCUGGCUCCCAUUCUCAGCCCACUAGAGCAGACCAUGACCAUUCAGCGGGAGCAGCUCUGGCUACCGCGCUCUCUUACAGUCAUGCUAGCAUGGGAAACGAGCUAGCAGAGAUGCGACAGCUCUCAAUGGUCAGAGAUUUGCAGGAGGUUUUGGUGCAUUUAUUCUCAGGCACCACUGCAAAUGAUUCAGCGCAAGAGGGGAAGUCCAGCUCAGCAUUCAUGCAGCUCCUGGAAGACAGCCUGGUCAGAAGAGUGUGGAGAGAGCAAACCGUGGGUUAGCUUUAACCCCCCCGCCUAAUGCAUUCGUGCAUGUGUGUGAACUGAGUAUCUGUAGAGAUCCGAGUAGGUGUGAGCAUAUACCAUCAUUGACCAUAUGUACCCAUUUACGAGUGCACGCAUACACUAGUGCAAGCACGUGCACGCAUGCAGCUGCGAACGUGUGCGUGUGAGCGGAUGCAGGAUUGGAGGACAUCUGCCCGUAGUAUUCUCCCCUGAGCUCAUGGUUGCUGGCAUUAUGCUCCCUCCUUGGUCAGAAGCUGCAGUGGAACGCAGCAGUUCCCUAGCAUGUUUCUGAGGCCUGUCAUUCCCUCUGGGUUCCUUACUAUCGUCCCCUCCUCUCACUCACAGAGUGGCCGGGAGGGACGUUACCCUAUUUCUUGGCCUGGCGCAGCCCAAGCGCUUGCAUGGGCCUGGAGAGAUUGCAUGAGGGGUAGCACGCCUCCCCUCUGCACCUUUUCCCAGCAAAGCAAAUGCAAUGCAGCGGGGCAGAGCACGACAUCCACUGGGUUGAAGCCAGACCCACGCUCAAGUCGAGCAGGAUUUUUCUCAGUGCUGCAGGCUAAAGUACUGGGAAAGCCUCGCCCAGCUGUAGAUGUAGUCUGCUCUCUCCACAAGCGUGACGACAUGGGGGGGACAAGUCCCAGGCCCAUUCCGAUCAGCGGGGAUUUUGCUGUGCAGUGGCAUCAGGAUUUAGCUUUAGACACCAGCGUUUUCCGUUGUGUUACAAUCACUGAACAGCCCUUGGUGGCGCAGCUUUUAACCUCCCACCCCGCUUACUUACCUUUCGUGGCUCUUUCAAGGAAUCCCAUUCUAAUAAGCCAUCCUGACAACCGAAUCCUAUUAGAAGCUGUAAGUACUUGUGCAUCCCACCAGCUGCAUCCAUUCCAGGCAGGCAGAGAAAUCCAGCCCAGGACUUCCUAUUUACUCCAAAUACAUUAAGCUAUCUGCUUCCAUUGCUUUAAUACUAGGACAGUCCUGGGAAAAGCACUGACUGGAUUUUUUCCUCACCUGGAAUGGACUCCUCAUUUGAGUGGCAUUUACUCUAGAUCACAGGGGUCUGUCAGAGGCGCCGUUCCAUAACUCUACAGAGCAUGGAGUGCCAAAUCCAUGGCUGGAGCUGUCUCCGCGACCCCUUGCCAACACAAGUAAAAGUCGGAGCUCUGCACAGCCACAGCUGUGGCGGAUGCACAGCCCGUGAAAAAUCAAUAUAUUUAGUCCUUAUAAAUCAAUAUAACACAUAGAGCCUGAGGGGGCUUUGCUUCACCCCUCUCUCCUCGAGAUGACACUGGAGAUAUAUUUUUUGUCUCGGAACCUGUAAAUAUUUGCUCAUGUACUUGGAAAUUGUUCUGUUUUCUGACCCUCCCCUCGCCCUCGAACACAGGCAUCACUCUUUCACCCACACUCCUGGCCGUGGAGCACGGCCCAACGCUAGAGGCCGGGAUGGCUCUCGCAGUGCUUUCCUGUACAUAUUUUAUACAUACCUCAACGUAUCGGCGUGAGGACUUCGUAAAGUUGAACCGUAGGGAUUAAAAACCAACCCACAAUAAACACCAGCAGCACAAA